UUCUGACAAGCAUGGGGAACUGAGAGAGACCCAGGUAGUGACCCACAUACGUUAUACUGGGAUGGAAGGAAGCGGCACCGCACAGAGUAUUGGGUCAGAAUCAAGCAGUGUCCUGGAUCUUUCCUGGACCUAUGACCUAUGCGAUGCGUUGCAGAAUGAGCAUUGUAAAGAUACAUGUGCCGAUAGCUUUCCUUCUAUUUUCUCAUCCUCAUCAUCUGGGCCAGUGGAGGAAGAUGCAGAUUCAUCAACAUUGAAAAAUAAAGAAACCGUGGCAGAUGACGACAGACAGUUUCUUGAAACUAUGGACUCUUUUUAUGAAUUGAAUUGUCAGGACAAAUGCAAUCAAAAAGAAGUUACAGUCUCACAGCAACUCUCUGCGAAAAUAUCAGACUUGCGAGUAAAGAAUCAUAUGUAUGCACUGCGUAGCUUUCAGAUGGCAAGAGUUAUUCUAAAUCGAGAUGGAACAAAUGUUUUAAGAAACCCUUCUAAAGAUACUCCCUUCUCAUCACAAAAGGACGAACAGCUAAUUGUGAAUAAAAGACCCAUACCGGGGAUUUCAGAAGAUGUUGCUAAUUUUAUCAUACAUAACAAUAAAACAUAAUUGGUUGUUUUACAAAUACUCUAUUUGAUGUCAGUGGAACAAGGUUAUAAACCUUCAUUGGACAUUCCAGAAAAGUGAUUAUAUCAACCUCAAUUAAACCCCUGGCCCAUUUUCCGACUGCGGAGUCUGCCCACUGGUAUACCCCCGAUGGUGCCAUCUGCACCCUGCACACUGUGCCAAAGCAGAUCCACCUCUUCUCCUUGAAACCAUGUGAAAGAAGAGCAUGUCAACGUCACAACGAAAUGUGACAUGGCGUUGCAUGCCUCCAUGCAUCUCCAGGUCCUCCACUGUCCAGCCGCGGCCAUCGCAACACACACUGACAGACACACACAGUCACUGACAGACACACACAGUCACUGACAGACACACACAGUCACUGACAGACACACACAGUCACUGACAGACACGCUCACUGACAGACACACAUAUUUAUACAGUCUUGCACACACUCACAAAUCAUUUUAUUUAUUGCUGUCACUCCCUACCUUUGGGAGCUGGUUUGGGGCUUCUCCCUGGGGUCGUGUGGGGAUCUUCUCUCUGGUGGUCUCCCUCCCUGCUCCCUCACGCUCAUAGUUUAGUGAUGCUGGGCUGGAAUGACGUCCUAUUCUCGCUCCCGGAAUCACCACAGAGGGCGUGUGUGAGCAGUGAGGAGCAAGAAGAACAGACUGUUCUCCCUCAUUGCGCCUGCAAUGUGGGGAGAGCAGGUGCCUAUUUGUCUCAACAGUAAUCACUGCUCCGGGGACACCCCUAGGUGGCAAGCUGUCUACCACUUGGGCCCUCUGUUACACUCCAUCUACUAGCGGACUACUUAUUCUCAUCAGGAUAGUUGCUGUCAUCUUACCUAUAGCAUGUUAUUAACCACAUACAUAAAGUGGAUUGUCAUCUAUUUAACCCUUAAGAAUGCUGACAUAUUUACACAAAGUCAGGCUUCAAAUAACAAAGUGCCUGGAGUCUGUAUGUGCAAUAAAAGACUGCACUUGUGGAGUUUAA
This is a messenger RNA of Pelobates fuscus (common spadefoot toad), 1591 nucleotides long. It is a transcript of the gene SHLD1, whose product is annotated as shieldin complex subunit 1. The coding region runs from base 62 to 601 and encodes 179 amino acids. Gene Ontology annotation, biological process: regulation of double-strand break repair via nonhomologous end joining. The record is from RefSeq and is a predicted model, not a curated record. The transcript has 3 exons. NCBI's taxonomy places the organism in Eukaryota, Metazoa, Chordata, Amphibia, Anura, Pelobatidae.